GUCAAAGGAAACCAAACCGGAAAAUUCCAUAACUUGGCUCUGCUUCGAGCUUCUCCGGCCUGACAUUUGAAAUUCACUUUGAAUUCUCACAUAAGUAAAUAAUCCUGUAACAUGUUUGCAUUAAACUUCAAAUUGUAGUGAAAUGAAAACUGAAUUGCAAAAUGUAGGCAAAGUUACUAAUUUUGUGAAUUUUUCCAAAUCAGCGAUAUUUUUUAACUCUUUAUUUACGAAGGCAAUAACGUCUACUAUAAAAAUAACCAUAAAGCAAUCGGUGAAACGUGUUCAGAUAAAUGUCCUCGAGGAAGACACAGGAUGAAAAUUGCACAGCCAUAAGACAUGCGCCACGUGACUCCUUAUUUUAAUCAUGUAUUUUAUCUAUGUUUUCCAGUUCAGAUUUAAUUUCACUACAAUUCGCUGUUCAGUAAAUAAAUUAUAUUUAGUGAAUAACCCAGUUUGGUAAAAGUUGACACCCCACUUUCUGUCCCUGCCAGGGACAUUUUUACUGUAGGAACCUUGGAGUUUGUUCCUUGUUUCCGGGGAAGGUGUUAGUGACUGGAACCAGGAAGUAUCAUGCAGAGGGCAGCAGCUCCAUGUGACUGCUGAUCAGAGAGAGCAGCAUGGCUGUGCAGUGCAGCUGAACCCAGGUCCUUCCAAUAAUGGGGAGCACAGCUCUCUCCAGGGCCCUGCUCUGCAGGAGGAUUGUACCCCAUGUGCAAUGGCAGAGGUGGCAGUCAGCACCUGCUGGAGGCUGGGAGAGGGGGCAUCAUCCCUCCAAAGGUAUGACUGGGUCAGAGGAUCCCCCUAAAGAGCUGGCUGGGUCAGAGGAUCCCCCUAAAGAGCUGGCUGGGUCAGAGGAUCCCCCUAAAGAGCUGGCUGGGUCAGAGGAUCCCCCUAAAGAGCUGGCUGGGUCAGAGGAUCCCCCUAAAGAGCUGGCUGGGUCAGAGGAUCCCCCUAAAGAGCUGGCUGGGUCAGAGGAUCCCCCUAAAGAGCUGGCUGGGUCAGAGGAUCCCCCUAAAGAGCUGGCUGGGUCAGAGGAUCCCCCUAAAGUGCUGGCUGGGUCAGAAUACCCCCUUAAAGUGCUGGCUGGGUCAGAAGAUAUAUCUAAAUUGUUGGAAGACUCUGAAGAUAUCACCAAAGCUCUGGAGAUGUCAGAGGUGGACCUCACACCUGCCAGACGAUCCCCUACUAAUAGCACAGUGCUGCUUUUUCCAGGACAGGGUAGCCAGCAGGUUGGGAUGGCUAGAGCGCUCUUGAAUUACCCCAAUGUCAGGACAAUGUUUGAUGCAGCGCACAAGGUGUUGGGAUAUGACUUGCUGGAGCUGUGCCUACAUGGUCCUGAGGAGGUACUCAGUAGAACUGUACACUGCCAGCCUGCUGUGUUUGUGACGUCCCUGGCUGCCACUGAAAAGUUGAGCCAUGAAGACCCUACAGCUAUUGACAAUUGUGUUGCAGUUGCAGGAUUCAGCGUUGGGGAAUUCGCAGCUCUUGUUUUUUCGGGUGCGCUAGAUUUUACAGAAGCGCUGUAUGCUGUGAAGGCUCGGGCGGAGGCCAUGCAGCGGGCGUCAGACGCUGUGCCCAGUGGAAUGUUGUCUGUAAUUGGCCGUCCUCAUUCAAAGUACAAUGUUGCGUGCGCAGAAGCUCGAGAACAUUGCAAAUCUAUAGGCUUGGAAAAUGUAGUGUGCGAUGUGGCAAAUUACCUGUUCCCGGAUGGCAGGGUCAUUGCAGGAAAUAUAGAGGCUUUGCAGUAUCUGCAGAGAAAUUCACGAAAAUACCAUUUCCUGCGCACAAAGAUGCUACCGGUGAGUGGUGCUUUUCACACUCCGUUAAUGGCACCUGCUAUGGAACCCCUGCAGAAAGCCCUCAAGAACCUGGAGUUUAAGCAGCCGUAUGUCCCCGUUUACUGUAAUAUUGAUGGCAAGCGCUAUAAGCACGCCUCUGUAAUCAGCAAACUGCUUGUCAAACAGCUGGUCUCGCCUGUAAAGUGGGAACAAACAAUGCAUGCCAUCUAUGAAAGGAAAAAGGGGAUAGAUUUCCCCCGAACAUUAGAAAUGGGCCCUGGAAGACAGCUGGGGUCCAUCCUGAAAUCCUGCAACUUCAAGGCUUGGAAAUACUACCAAAAUGUGGAUGUUUUUGAAAAAGAGGAAUCUCCUGGAACGUAGAAUAAAAUAUAAAUUUUCAUCU
Pelobates fuscus (common spadefoot toad) is the source of this 2181-nucleotide messenger RNA. RefSeq names its product malonyl-CoA-acyl carrier protein transacylase (gene MCAT). NCBI's taxonomy places the organism in Eukaryota, Metazoa, Chordata, Amphibia, Anura, Pelobatidae. Gene Ontology annotation, molecular function: transferase activity. The transcript is spliced from 4 exons. Bases 657 to 2159 code for a protein of 500 amino acids. The record is from RefSeq and is a predicted model, not a curated record.